Messenger RNA from Aspergillus tanneri, 2169 nucleotides. It is a transcript of the gene KU80, whose product is annotated as ATP-dependent DNA helicase 2 subunit KU80. Gene Ontology annotation, cellular component: nucleus; Ku70:Ku80 complex. Bases 1 to 2169 code for a protein of 722 amino acids. The transcript is spliced from 11 exons. Gene Ontology annotation, molecular function: telomeric repeat DNA binding; damaged DNA binding; double-stranded DNA binding. Lineage: Eukaryota; Fungi; Ascomycota; Eurotiomycetes; Eurotiales; Aspergillaceae. The record is from RefSeq and is a predicted model, not a curated record. Gene Ontology annotation, biological process: telomere maintenance; DNA recombination; double-strand break repair via nonhomologous end joining.
AUGGCGGACAAGGAAGCAACAGUAUACAUUGUGGAUGUGGGGAGGUCCAUGGGGGAGAAACGUCAUGGCCGUUCUGUGACGGACUUGGAAUGGGGAAUGCAGUAUGUCUGGGAUCGCAUCACCAGUACAGUGGCUACGGGGCGUAAAACAGCUACAGUUGGCGUUAUCGGACUCAGGACAGACGGCACGGACAAUGAACUUGGAGAUGAGUCUUAUUUCUCUCAUAUCUCUGUUCUGUCGAACAUUAAACAAUUUCUCAUGCCCGAUCUUCGAAAGUUAGGGGAUGAUAUAAAGCCCAGUAAAACUGAUAAAGGAGAUGCUAUCUCUGCAAUCGUCUUGGCCAUUCAGAUGAUCAUCACGUAUUGCAAAAAAUUAAAAUACAAACGCAAAAUUGUCUUAGUCACAAAUGGUCAGGGGUGGAUUAGUAGCGAGAAUCUUGAUGAGAUCACAAAGAAAAUUAAGGAGGACAACAUUGAAUUAGUCGUUUUAGGAACCGAUUUCGAUGAUCCUGAGUAUGGGGUUAAAGAGGAAGAUAAAAAUUCCCGAAAGGCUGACAAUGAGACCCUUCUCCGGGGCCUCGUCGAAGAUUGUGAUGGAGUUUACGGAACACUAGAGCAAGCUGUGUCGGAAUUGGAAAUCCCCAGAGUGAAAAGCGUUCGGACGGUAGCUACCUUCAAAGGCUUUCUUCAACUAGGUAACCCUGAAGAGUACGAUACGGCUGUUCGCAUCCCGGUUGAACGAUACUAUCGAACAUACGUGGCCAAGCCACCCACGGCAAGUAGUUAUGUUCUCUGCUCAGACUUUGCAAUGGGGCAGAAGCAAGCGGAGCCAUCAGCCAGCGCUGACGCUCGCAAAGACGACCAGUCCGGAGACGACAGUAAUCUAACACCAGUAAGGCUCCUGAGGACGUAUCAAGUCACUCAGGAGAGCGCCCCCGGUGGGAAGAUUGAUGUGGAACGGGACCAACUAGCUAAAGGCUAUGAAUAUGGCCGAACAGCGGUUCACAUUGACGAGACGGAUGAGAACAUCACCACCCUUGAAACUUUUGCGGGCCUGGAGCUUCUGGGGUUCAUUCAAACGGAUAAGUACGAGCGGUAUAUGCACAUGUCGACGACGAAUAUUAUUAUUGCCCAGCGUGCGAACGACAAAGCAGCUCUCGCACUCUCCUCCUUUAUCCAUGCCCUUUUCGAGCUCGAUUGCUAUGCCGUGGGUCGUCUGGUGAUGAGAGAGAACAAACCUCCCGUCAUAGUCCUGCUCGCACCCUCCAUCGAACCGGACUAUGAAUGCCUUCUGGAAGUCCAGUUGCCAUUUGCAGAAGAUGUUCGAACAUACCGCUUCCCUCCUCUCGACAGAGUGAUCACUGUGUCCGGUAAAGUUGUGACAACACAUCGGAACCUCCCCAGUAAUGAUCUGCAAGAUGCGAUGGACAAAUACGUCAACAGUAUGGAAAUGGUGGAGACGAACGAUAACGGUGAUCCUGUUGAAACCCUCCCGAUUGAAGAUUCUUUCUCCCCAAUACUACAUCGAAUCGGAUCCGCGAUCCGCUCUCGCGCUAUACACCCUACCGAACCAAUUCCUCCGCUCUCCAAAACAUUGCUCCGAUUUUCUCAACCGGCAGAGGAUCUGGUAGAAAAGUCGAAGAAAUACCUUGACAGACUGAUUGCAGCAGCCGAUGUCAAAAAAGUGCCCCCCAAAACCAAGGGUCGCAAGCGUUACGGCGAAGCCGAAAAGCCCCUGUCUGGCCUCGACGUGGACUCUCUUCUUCAUCAAGAGAAACGUGCCAAAAUAUCUCCUAACAAUGCUAUCCCGGAGUUCAAGCAGACCCUGACUCAGGCGGAGAAUAUUGACGGUGUCAAGGACGCUGUCAAGCAAAUGACAGCUAUUGUCGAGGACCAAAUCCGCCACAGUCUCGGCGACGUGAACUAUGAUCGAGUCAACGAGCAAAUGGGCGUGAUGCGAGACGAACUGAUAUCCUACGAGGAGCCUACGCUCUACAAUGACUUCCUGAUCCAGCUGAAAGAGAAGUUGUUGAAAGAAGAGCUUGGUGGGGAUCGCCGUGAAUUGUGGUGGUUACUUCGGAAAAGUAAACUGGGGUUGAUCGAUCAGCGACAGUCUGAACAGUCUCUGGUGACUGAGGCGGAAGCCGAAGAGUUUAUGUCCAUGCAAUGA